Molecule: messenger RNA, 3498 nt
Organism: Neocloeon triangulifer
Lineage: Eukaryota; Metazoa; Arthropoda; Insecta; Ephemeroptera; Baetidae
Exons: 7
Coding region: 69-1694 (541 amino acids)
Source: RefSeq, a predicted model, not a curated record
AGGUGGCAGGUCGGCCCUCCGCCCCCGCUGGCCGUCCCCGGCUGACUGAAAGCAAGAGAGGCAGCACGAUGCACCAGGCCGCGGCCGUCGCCAGCAAGAAGGGCCGAGGCCGCACGGCGGCUUCGCAGCGGCCACCGAACGCCAGCCGCGGCGAUUGGAACGUGCAGGUGGUCAAAGGCAAGGUGACGUCCAAGUGUUUGUGGAACGCGUGCAAGGCGCUCUCCCUCGGCAUCAUCCUCAUGGUCCUCGGCGCCGGAAUGGCCAUUCUUGGCUAUUACGCAGACCAGCUGUCGGUGAAUCAGGAGAUCAGAGGCAACACCACAGUCAAAGUGAAGAACGAGAGCCGCGGAUUCCACUUGAACAAUUUCUCCUACGCCGGACCCAUUGUGAUGGGCGUCGGAGGGUUCAUCGUAGUGGCCGCCUGUGUGAUGACGUUUGAGGCGCGAGACAGCGCCGCCAAAGUGGUGCCCGCAAAGUUCAAACCGAAAGCUAGCCCUGCGCACAGGUAUCGCUCGGACGACGGCAGUGGCCGUCGCAGCACCAGUUGUCAGACGCGUUGGGACAAUCUGGGAGUUUUCAGGGCCGCAGCUCAGGGUGCGACCGCCCUGGGACUGGCGACGCCUCUAGCCUCGGCCGUCACUUCACCAGCCCAAAGCAUGCACCGAAGGGAACUCAAGCAGUCAUUUCUGAAUUUUUCCAAGACAUUCCAGUCGUCUAUCGACUCUGCAGGUUACCAGACUGAGGAUGCUAAAGUAAAAUCUCCAACCACAACGAUCAACGCAGCGCGCCGCAACUCUUUGGCCAAGUGCCCUUCGGCGCCCAACAUCGCAGCCCUGUCGGACAGCGGGAGUCCCCUGAUGCAGCAGCUGAACAUGUUGGCCAAACCCGUGCCCCCGGCCUUGCUAGGCGCCGGCAACGCCAGUUCGGCGCGGGCCUCGAACGUCGCCGCUCGGCGCCAGAGCUCGUCGAUCAAACGGGGCUGCCCUUUGCUUUCUCCACACCCUUUGCAGCGGCAAGCGUUGUCGGUCGACUACACCAACAUCAACUACUCGCCGCUCAUUUUCCAACAGCAAAGGCGUCCGCCUCCUUUGCUGGCCGACUCGCCAAAGAGCAGCGUCGAAAGAGCCGUCUCGGAGGCUUCUAUGGCGAUGGACCUUCAUCUGCCAGAUGACUGUCAAGUGACUCUGAAGGUGCGAGACCAAUCUAGGGUGAUGCCUCCCCGCCUGCAUCAAAGGUCAGAGACUGCUCGGAGGCACCAGCUCACCAGACAAAAGCAAGUGGUGGAGCUUGAAACGUCUGUCAAUGACAUACAAAUUCAAGUGCCUGAUGUCAAGGUUCGUCGACACCACUCGUCAAAACGCGACGGCACCAAAAGACACCACAGGCAUCGCGUCAAGAGGUCCAACACUUGUGCCACCCCACAGGAUGCAUCCACAAGACAUCCGCACGGUGAUGCCACUCCAACAGUCUGCAUCAGUCUCACCCCCAGCCCUGAAAGGUCACACGCUUCAUGUAACCUGCAGGUGCAAAUCGAUAACUCGAGCAACCCGCCAAGCUCAAAUCAGAGCUUUGAAAUGAGCACCGUGGGUUCCGACGUGGAGGCAGGACCGUCCUGUUCGUACUCGGCACCUUUGCUCGAGGAGAAGUUGACGCCAAACACCGAGACCAAGAUCCACAUCGAGGAGGCCCAGUAGUCGCUCCAGUGGCGACGGAAGAUGAUGGACGAGACUGAGUUAACUAAGUGAGUACGGGUGCUGGAGAGAGCGAGAUAAGCGGCGCAAUAAAUGAUCCGAGAGCGAAAGAUGUGGCAGUUUGCGCCGCUCUUUGUUUUUGGCCUGGAGAGAGAGAGAAUGACACAGAACGCGCGGUGCGGGGGCAAUCAAUAAUCGCGCUGCCCUGCUCGCACGGAACGCGGAGAGACCCUGUUGCGCGCCACAUUAUUCACACCCGUGUCAUUUUGGAAUAUUCAUAAUUUACGGGAGAAAAGGAUGAUCUAUAAAGUGAUCAGCACAAGCGCAUUAUAUUCCAGGCAAAAUAGAGCGUCUUUCAAAAGAGACGUCUGUCCGUUUCUCACACCGAGAGUGACACAGACGCACAGUUUGAAGAUGUUUUUUCUGACCUUCUCUCAUUGCCUAUUCAUCUGACCCGUGUCAGUGGCUAGUUGGGGGUAUUUGCUUUCAAAAGCGUUUUAUUACAUACAAUUUCUGGAAGCAGUAUUUUACCAAUUUUUUAUUCUAUUAUUUUUCUUUUUAAAUUAAAAACAAGAAAGCUAUAUUAGAAUGGAUAUUUGAUUUAUAAACUAUAAAUAUUUAUUAUAUUAAAUCACACUGACUGUUGUAGAAUUGAGAAAUUUGUAAUCCUAUUAAUUCCGAACUAAUAAUUAACGAUUCAAGUAGUUUUAUUGUUUUUAAAACACGCAUAAAGUAAUAACAACGCGGAAACUGUAUUUUUUAAGUAAAAGAACUGUGAUAAGUGUUGAUUUUUGUGUAUAGUUAAUUGAAAAUAAGGCAGGAAAAUAUUUUUGUAAAAUAUUGCCACAAAAAGGAGAUUUCGCUCUGCGUGUUUCAUACAUAAAUAAAGCCCUGAUGUGUUUAGCGUUGAGUGUCAUUGCACCGUUUUUGUCAACAUAAUAAUUUGCUGUCGUUUUUUAACCGUUCCACUGUUUACCAGAAAAAAGACGAAAAAUAAUUCACUCACGCACAUAAAAAUAUGUGAAAAUCGAUGUAGCCGAGCUAUUUUGAUCACGGCUUGAGCUUUCGUUGACACCCGACCUGUUCAAAAACAGUAAUAAAUAAAAGUAACUGCCAACGCAUAUUUUACGCAUUAUCAAAAAGGUUUUCAUAAACGGAAUUCAACGCGCUUUCAGCAGCAGACUGGGCGAGUCUCGGAAGCUCAGAAGUUUGCGCUCUAUGUGUGUACAAUGGUGUAUAGUUUUACAUGAAUGUGUGAAAAAUUUUGUGCUACGGGUUUUGUCGCGGUUGCACAAGAUUAGAUGAAUUAUUAAAACACACUCACCACCUGUGGGUUGUUCGUGGGUUAUACAUGAAAAGUGUUCGUUUUAACAUGGCAUUAGAUGAAAAUAAUAAUCAAAUUUUAAUUAUUUUUCUUAAUUUCUUUUCGGAAGAGGAAAAAUUCUUGUACUAACAAAAUUAUUUGCAUUUAAUUCACAAUUAAAUUCUUCUCUAGCGACUCUAGCUAUAAAUCAGUCACAGUUUCAAAAAGACUAGUUUGUAAGGGUUUUACCAAAAUUUAAUCCUCCGAUUCCUCAUUCAAUAUAAUUAUAAAAUGAAAUUUAAAAAAAAAUCACGUGAGAUUUUUAUUAUAUUCAACAAGACUGUGGCACAAACAAGUAUGUUAACCGAAAGUAAAUAAUUUAUGAAUGUCUCGUUUACUGUUGAUGUUAUUGCUGUUGUUGUUAGCUUGUCCAAAAUGCAGGGUCCCCGUUCAAAUAGCAGCUCAAUGUGUCGUUUUUUCCAAAUAAAAAUUAGUGUUGCUGAA